Molecule: messenger RNA, 711 nt
Organism: Alternaria postmessia
Lineage: Eukaryota; Fungi; Ascomycota; Dothideomycetes; Pleosporales; Pleosporaceae
Exons: 1
Coding region: 1-711 (236 amino acids)
Molecular function (GO): oxidoreductase activity, acting on the CH-OH group of donors, NAD or NADP as acceptor
Source: RefSeq, a predicted model, not a curated record
AUGGCAACUUACUUUCUGACGGGGGCCAACCGGGGCAUUGGCCUGGAAUUCGUGCGCCAACUCGCUGCAAAACCAUCAAACACCAUUAUCGCAGGCGUCCGCUCCAAAUCAGGCGACAUCUCGGAACUAGAAAGCCUGAACAACAACUCAAACAUCCAUAUCAUCGAAUGCGAUGUCAGCUCCCUCGAUUCUCUCUCCAGUAUCGAGUUUCGCGUCGCAGAGAUCCUCACCAAAACCGGUGCUAGCCUGGAUUUCCUCUUUAAUGUCGCUGGGAUCAACGCAACGAGCACCGAUACAAGCUUGACUCUUGACCCAAAGAGUCUAAACGAGCACAUGCAGACCAACGUUCUGGGCCCCGCCAAAAUCGUCGAGAGCCUGAGAAAGUCUCUAGCGAGAGGCGCGACCGUGCUGAACAUGAGCUCGGGAUUAGGUAGCUUGACGGUUGCGACAGACGUGACGAAAUGUUGUACCUACAGCAUGAGUAAGGCGGCGUUGAAUAUGUUGACAUUGCACCAAGCGAAAGAUUUGAAGGCGAACGGGAUCAAGGUCAUUUGCAUGGAUCCUGGUUGGGUGAAGACGAGAAUGGGUGGAAAGGGUGCGAUGAUCGAGGCCAAGGUCAGCGUGGAGAGUAUGUUGGAUGUGGUGGCUGGGCUCAAGGAGUCGGACAGUGGGAAAUUCUAUCGAUACGAUGGCGCGCCUGUACCAUGGUAG